AUGCUGCAGGCGUGCACGCAGGAGGCGGGGGGGGGCGGAGGGAGCGGGGACGAGGGCGGAGAUGGGACGGAGGACGAGGGGAGGGAGGAGGAGAAGGAGGCGGAGGCGCGCGAGGACGACAAGCCCAAGAAUAGUCGCUCUAAUAAUUACAGCUUGGCUUGGCAGCCAUAUCCGGAUGCCUGUGGGCGCCAAGUCGAGCGGAGCCGCAGAGCUCCAGCCUUGGCCGUCCGACCCCCUCGGCCGGCCCGUGCCAAUCCGCCGUCGCCGUCGCCGGUGUUGCAGUGCGGCGGGGGGCUGUCUUGUCCCUGGGUCACCGUAGCCAUGCGCAAGCUGCCUCCCGCCCUCCCCGCCCCUCCCCGUUCUAGCAACAUGCCGUCGUUCGCACUCCUGAGCUCAGACGUCGUGGACCGCAUCUUCGUCCACUUGCCCGACUUCAACACCCUCGCCGCCUUUCUUCGCUCCUCAAAGUGCACAUACGCCGUCUUCCAAGACCGCCCAAAGUCCAUCGUCCGCGCCGUGUCUUACAACGUCCUCGCCAUCCCUGAACUCUACCCCGCUGCACUGAGACUUGCGCGCAGAGCCGUCGCCGACUACGACCGCGACGACGAAUGUAGAUACGAUCCUGAACCAGGUCCUGACGAGGCACAGACCGUUCACCAGCCUCUCUCCCGCUCUGAUGCACAUGAGUUACAGCUCCGCGCUCGCAUCGUAGCAGACCUUGAAGAUCUCUUCAGCUGGAGACACAAAGAUCGCACUGCGUCCACCAGCCGUCUCACCUACGCCGAGUCGCUCGCCUUUCGCCGUGCCAUGUAUCGCUUCUGGCUCCUCUGCGACUGCAGAGACCCGCCCGAGGACAUAGACUUUGACGAGAUCGACGACGCGCAAGCGACUCGCGCAGAUUUCAUCGGCUCCUUUCCCUUCUCUCAAAUGCUCGAGCUCGCCCGUGUCGCCGACUUUGUCGCGGACACUCUCGAUUGGGCUCGCGGUGCAGAGGCAGUGGUAUACGGCAAGAUGCCCAUGGAGAACGUCAACUUCUUUAGAGAUAUAUCCUCCGUGGGCCCGCAACAGGCUUGGGAGGCGUACAGGACCAUGUCCUUGUACCAGCCAGACGCCGUCGAGAUCGGCUUCUUCUGGUCUGCGUAUGCGCUCGCCCUCGAACGUAGAGGGGUGUCCGAAGACGAACGCCCUGAGAAGCACUUGAAGGCGAUUGUGACUAGUAUCACCGGCGAGCAGGAUACCUACUGGCCCCUCCUCCGACCGUAUAUCAAUGCAACCACGUUGUACUUCCUCCUUCCCGGCAGCCUGACUAGAAACUCCAACGAGAAGUCGCUGCUCUACACGUACAUGUCCGAAAGGUCACAGGGCGCGUUUGAUCAUGGCGCACUGGUGCGGGAGAUAUUGCGCGUCGCGGAUCCAGACGCACAGGGCGCGGACGUGUGGGCGGAGGACGAGUGGUACUGCAUGAGCUGUCUUCGUGCACUGCUCGCGCGUCGCGUCAUGCUCUGGUGGCAUUCUAAGAAACAAGAGAGGGGCCUAGCUAAUGCGGAGAAUUGCUGGCAAGUCCCGCUGCACCGAUGGCGUCUUUGUGUGCUCACUGGCUUUGCGAUGGAUAGCAUCUCUGCGCUCCGACCCCUGGUCGCGACGAUGGCAAAAGGUUCUGACCCGACGUGUCGACGCUCGCUGCAAAGUCGACCAAAAAAGACGCCCACGGCUUUCUUCCCGACCGCCACCGCCCCCAUCGACCUCGUCGGGGCGAAUGCUGCCCUCGACACCGCUCGCCCCCAGCCUCCUACCUCUCGUGUGGCCAAACGCAACCAGCCCUCUCCCAUCGACAUGAUCCACGCAGUGCUCAUCUUCAACACCUCCGGCGUGGCCCGCCUGACCAAGUUCUACUCGCCGCUGCACCGCUCCGCGCAGGCCCUCGUCCAGCGGAUCUUCGCGCUCAUCGCGACGCGCCCCAGCGGGCUCUGCAACUUCCUCGACGCGCCCGAGCUCGAGGGCUUCCUCACCCCGCCCGCGGGCUCCGCCGAGCGCCCGCGCGUCGUGUACCGCUCCUACGCGACGCUCUUCUUCGUCUUCGUCGUCGACAGCGCCGAGAGCGAGCUCGGCAUCCUCGACCUCAUCCAGGUCUUCGUCGAGUCCCUCGACCGCACGUUCGAGAAUGUCUGCGAGCUCGACCUGGUCUUCCACUUUGACGAGGUGCACCACAUCUUGUCCGAGGUCAUCCAGGGCGGACUCGUGCUGGAGACCAACGUGGAAGAGAUCGACCGCCGAGUCCAAGAGUCCGCGAAAGCACGCAAAGAGUCGUUCGCUUCCGCGAAUCCCCUCUCGCUCGGCGGCGGGGUGGUUGGCUCAAGAGGAACGGGGCUGCACACCCUGGGAUGGCUAACGGAAAGGCUGACCGGCGGAACGAGGGGAUGA
Molecule: messenger RNA, 2421 nt
Organism: Fibroporia radiculosa
Lineage: Eukaryota; Fungi; Basidiomycota; Agaricomycetes; Polyporales; Fibroporiaceae
Exons: 11
Coding region: 1-2421 (806 amino acids)
Biological process (GO): protein transport; vesicle-mediated transport
Cellular component (GO): intracellular membrane-bounded organelle
Source: RefSeq, a predicted model, not a curated record